AUUUCUAUUUCUCUGGAUUUUAUAAAGGUUCUACAAUGUGUGUUAUUCAUAUCAUCACACACAUAAAAAAUGAUUUAUGUGAGUUCAUUUGUAGGUUGCCUAUGCAAAUCGGGUUGAUUUGCAUGAGAAAUGACUAUGAAUCCAAGCAUAAUUGACAGACACAAUGUACGUUCCAAGGAAAUGUACAGCCGUAUGAAACGUAAAGCAUGAAGGAGGCUUCAUUCACACCCUCAGUAGCUUGGGUUGGUUUCUAGAGCGACAAGCAAUCGCUCGUGCUAUGAAGUUAGGACCACUUGCCAACUAACUGGGAGCCUUGGAACAGUUAAGCCUGAAGGGGUAACCAAGCAAAAAGAGGCCUUUCGCCACGAGGCAGUUGGGUUUUUUAAGGCUGCAGUUGAUGAAAACGUGAUUAGAGGGUGCCUUAGAUCAGGGGGGUUCUUAAAAACAGAGCCUGAGGCAGGGAUUCUUGCUCAGUGAUGGGAUGAACUCUCUGAGAGACUGGGGAGGGAGUGAAGCAUGAGAAACUCCGCAGCACAAAUUGUACCAGAGGUGGCUUCACCUUGAGGCGAAAGGGCCAGUCCCCGCCCUCUGUCAGUCAGUCACGGGCAGGAGGGCACGGGAUGCUCCAGUCAACGAAGGGCAAUUUUGCGGAGACGCAGGCACCUGUGAGCCCUCAGCAGCCCAUCCUUGGAGCAGCGGAAGGAUGGGGUUCCAGCCAGGCAUGAUUUAGUUGGUAGUUCUAGGUAAUCGUGAGCUGAUUGCAGCGUGGGUCGGGGCCAUGUGCGGGAGUAGGUGACACUGGAGACACCAAUGGUGGUGGCAUCCUUGGGGUGGAGAGGAAGGCUAUGGGCCAGCUAGCUAAGAACUCUUCGGUGGCUGUGGGGGCCGUGACCAAGAAGGCCAGGGAUGACAGAGAGGAAGAGGCGGAGCCAGGCUGUCUGAUGGUCAGAUCAGCAGUGAUUUUUACCCAAGGAAGAAGGAGAAAUGCAUGAGCCCAAACCUGACAACUCAUUGGACCCCUGCAGGCCCUGGCUGACCAGGUCGGGAGGUCUGCCUACAACAAGGACUGUAACCACCCCAGCAAGGGGUGCCCUGAGGCCAUACUGUCUGAUAUCCAAGGCAGGGAAGCGUGGAAGUUCUACAAAGACAGUGGAGGCCCCUAGCGUAGAAACAGCACGAGCUUUGAAGUGAGACGCCUGAGUCUGAAUUCCAGCGUGAGCCUCAGCUUUUCCAUCGGGAGUGCGGUGAAGAUUGAAUGAGCUGAUAACGAAGGGUGUAGAGCGCUUGGUAUAGCACUUGGCCGGUGGGAAAGUCCACGAAUGGCCUCCGCAGGUCCAGAGCCUCAGGCCGGAGAGCCUCCUGCUAGUGUCCACCCUGGAUGGAAGUCUCCACGCACUGAGCAAGCAGACGGGGGACUUGAAGUGGACGCUGAAGGAUGAUCCCAUCCUCCAAGGGCCAAUGUAUGUCACCGAGACAGCCUUUCUCUCAGACCCAGCCGAUGGCAGCCUAUACGUCUUGGGGACCCAGAAACAGCAGGGAUUGAUGAGGCUGCCAUUUACCAUCCCCGAGCUGGUUCAUGCCUCCCCGUGUCGCAGCUCUGAUGGCGUCUUCUACACGGGCCGGAAGCAGGAUGCCUGGUUUGUGGUGGACCCUGAGUCGGGAGAGACGCAGACGACGCUGACCACAGAGGGUCCCUCUACCCCCCGCCUCUACAUCGGCCGAACGCAGUACACGGUCACCAUGCAUGACCCCAAGUCCCCGGCCCUGCGCUGGAACACCACCUACCGCCGCUACUCGGCACCCCCCAUGGAUGGCUUGCCUGGGAAAUACAUGAGCCACCUGGCAUCCUGUGGGAUGGGCCUGCUGCUAACCGUGGACCCAGGAAGUGGGGCGGUGCUGUGGACACAGGACUUGGGCAUGCCCGUGAUGGGAAUCUACACCUGGUACCAGGACAGCCUGCGUCAGCUGCCCCAUCUCACGCUGGCUCGGGACACCUUGCAUUUCCUCGCCCUCCGCUGGGGCCACAUCCGACUGCCUGCCUCAGGCGCCCAGGACACGGCUACCUACUUCUCCGCCUUGGACACCCAGCUUCUGAUGACACUGUAUGUGGGGAAGGAUGAAGCUGGCUUCUAUGUUUCUCAAGCACUGGUUCACACAGGGGUGGCGCUAGUGCCUCGUGGACUGACCCUGGCCCCCGUGGAUGGCCCCACCACAGAUGAAGUGACACUCCAAGUCUCAGGCGAGCGAGAGGGCUCACCUAGCACGGCUGUCAGAUACCCCUCAGGCAGUGUGGCCCUCCCUAGCCAGUGGCUGCUCAUUGGACACCACGAACCACCCCCAGUCCUGCAUACCACCAUGCUGAGGGUACAUCCCACCCCAAGGAGUGGCACUGUUGAGAACAGACUCUCAGAGAGCACGCAGCCUCCAGCCCUCUUCCCGGAGCUCCUGAGCCUGAGCCGUGAGAAACCUUGGAGCCCGGAGCUGCAUCCUGAAGAGAAAACCCCAGACCUGUAUCCAGGGCUGGGACCCCAAGACCUGUUGGCAGCUAGCCUCACUGCUGUCCUCCUGGGAGGGUGGAUUAUCUUCCUAAUGAGGCAGCAGCAGCAGCUGGUGGAGAAGCAGCAGCAGGCCCUCCUGGCACCUGCAGACCCUCCUCACAUCACACAGCGUGCUCAGCCCCAGCCACCAGGGGCCACCCCACAGGGCCAGAAGGGCCUUCGAAGCCCCUCAGAGCAAGCCCAGGCAGUCGAAGACCCAGAAGCUGAGCAGCUCACCGUGGUGGGCAAGAUUUCCUUCAACCCCAAGGACGUGCUGGGCCGCGGGGCAGGCGGGACGUUCGUUUUCCGGGGCCAGUUGGAGGGCCGGGCCGUGGCUGUCAAGCGGCUGCUCCGUGAAUGCUUCGGCCUGGUCCGGAGGGAGGUCCAGCUGCUGCAGGAGUCGGACAGGCACCCCAAUGUGCUCCGCUACUUUUGUACCGAGCGGGAACCCCAGUUCCACUAUAUCGCCCUGGAGCUCUGCCAGGCCUCCUUGCAGGAGUACGUGGAAAACCCUGAGCUGGAGCGCUGGGGCCUGGAGCCCGGGGAGGCGCUACAGCAGCUGAUGUCCGGCCUGGCCCACUUGCAUUCCCUACACAUCGUGCACAGGGACCUGAAGCCGGCCAACGUCCUCAUCGCGGGGCCUGACGGCCCUGAGGGCCGAGGCAGGGUGGUGCUCUCAGACUUUGGCCUCUGCAAAAAGCUGCCUGUCGGCCGCUGCAGCUUCAGCCUCCGCUCGGGCAUUCCCGGCACGGAAGGCUGGAUGGCACCCGAGCUCCUACAACUGCUGCCCACCGACAGCCCUACAAGCGCAGUGGACAUCUUCUCUGCAGGCUGCGUGUUCUACUAUGUGCUUUCUGGCGGCAGCCACCCGUUUGGAGAGAGUCUUUACCGCCAGGCCAACAUCCUUGCAGGGGCUCCCAGUCUGGCUCACCUGGAGGAAGAGACCCACGACAAGGUGGUUGCCCGGAACCUGGUUGAGACCAUGCUGAACCCCUUGCCGCAGGCCCGCCCCUCUGCUCACCAGGUGCUGGCCCACCCCUUCUUUUGGAGCAGAGCCAAGCAGCUCCAGUUCUUCCAGGACGUCAGUGACUGGCUGGAGAAGGAGCCUGAGCAAGGGCCCCUGGUGAGGGCGCUGGAGGAGGGAGGCCCCACGGUGGUCCGGUGCAACUGGCACACGCACAUCUCCGUGCCGCUGCAGAUAGAUCUGAGAAGGUUCCGGACGUACAAGGGGACGUCGGUGCGAGACCUGCUCCGUGCAAUGAGGAACAAGAAGCACCACUACAGGGAGCUCCCGGCUGAGGUGCGGCAGGCGCUAGGCCACGUCCCGGACAGUUUCGUCCAGUACUUCACAACCCGCUUCCCGCGGCUGCUGCUCCACACGUACGCGGCCAUGAGGAGCUGUGCCUCUGAAAGUCUCUUCCUGCCCUACUAUCCGCCGGCCUCGAGGCCCAGGGGGCCGUGCCCAGGGGCCGCUGGGAGCUGAGACAAGGAGUUGGGCCCGGGGCCAAGUCUGGCCUCAGCGUCAGAAGAGACGGACAGAGACUUGGCAGCCUGGGGCUUCUGGAGCAAAGAUGUGCCCAGAGCCCAGGCACCCCAGGCACCAGAAGAAAAAGAAGAUUCACGUGUUUAAUGUAUAUAAAGGCAAGGAAAGGACAGUCCCGGAUUCAAGAGCAAUAUUCUGUACAAUUCACAUGGCGGGGUUGAGAGGGAAGGGAAAGAGGCCAUAGAACCCACACCGGAACAUGUACAAAAAUAACUUACACAGCGACACCC
This is a messenger RNA of Neofelis nebulosa (Clouded leopard), 4310 nucleotides long. It is a transcript of the gene ERN2, whose product is annotated as endoplasmic reticulum to nucleus signaling 2. Gene Ontology annotation, biological process: intrinsic apoptotic signaling pathway in response to endoplasmic reticulum stress; protein phosphorylation; IRE1-mediated unfolded protein response. Gene Ontology annotation, cellular component: IRE1-TRAF2-ASK1 complex. The record is from RefSeq and is a predicted model, not a curated record. Gene Ontology annotation, molecular function: RNA endonuclease activity; protein serine/threonine kinase activity; ATP binding. The coding region runs from base 1459 to 4020 and encodes 853 amino acids. NCBI's taxonomy places the organism in Eukaryota, Metazoa, Chordata, Mammalia, Carnivora, Felidae. The transcript has 23 exons.